AUGUGCGUCAGGUUUCGCGCAGUACGGCGAUUUUGUUUACAAGAAUCAAAGCCGUAGAAAUGAAUGAAUGAGUGAUAUAAAAUUUUGGCUGGAUAAUUUUUGAGGGGUAUGCCUAUUUGUGCUAGAUGCUUCGGUUGCUGAUGCAGUACGGAAUUCUCGUAUUAUUGACGCUCCUGGAAGUGAGUGAACUUUCACUCACUGACGGUAACAGUCAAGUCCCAGGAGAGGAGUCACUGGGAGAAAACAACAGCAUUGUGAUCUGCCGCCAUUGUGGACACGACCUCUUUGACCCUCAAGACAUCUUCAGUUUUGAAAGUCCAGGGUCACUGCAAACAAAAAACAACACAGUAAUAGGUUCUGUGCGAUCGAAUGUGCAGCUCCUGCAGAACCCUCACGGCUAUCAGUUUGAGGUGGUGACGGUCCGGCACAGCAUCUGCGCGCCCCAGGGCACGUGGCAUUCAUCUCACUCGUGGUUUCCGGGCUACAGUUGGAAGAUUUGUCUCUGUCCCACGUGCCACACUCACAUCGGCUGGAUAUUCAAGAAAGUUAAGCCUUCGGAGGAAGACACGACAAACAACUCGUUUUUCGGUCUCAUUCUAGACAGGAUUUUGGAGGAGUCAUCCAUCAGCCAGCUGCUGGUCACUCCCAAGUCGUACAGAGUGUAGCGCCGGUACGGGCCCAGCAGUCGACUGUGAUUGGGCCCCGUCUCGGUCCGCUGCCCCACAAUGUCGGACUCCAGUGGCGAGACGGCCCUGCAGCUGCCCACCGCCCCGACCGCGGCGCUCAGUGACGAGCAGCGCACUUUCCUGGACGAAUGCGAGACAGAGUUCGCGUACCGUUUCUCUGACGACGACCGGGAGUUUGUGCGUCAGCGGCAGCAGGGUACGCCGGAGCCGCCCGUGAUGGUGCCCUGGUUUAGCCGGCGGCCCUGGCAGGAGCGCGGAGGAUGGAGGGGAGGUCGCGGUCGCGGCGGAGGCGGAUUCAGGAACGACCGCGACCGCUCCGGCGGCGGCUACCACGACCGGGACAGGAGCUACGACCGCGACAGGUCCUCGGGAAGGGAUGACCGGGACCGGUCGGGCGGUCGGGACUACAGGGACGACAGGGACAGAGAGCGGGGCUAUGGGGACAGCCGGGACAGAGGCCGGGACGAGCGGCGGGACAGGGGUGAUCGGCACGGCCAGUACCGGGACGGCGGCGGCGAGCGCAGGCCGUUCUAUUAGAGGACGACAGUGGGGUGGACUAUCGUUCACUGUCUGCUGAGAAGACAGACAGUUCAAGUGGGCUCUCGUUCGCUGUUUCACGUCCCUGGGACUUCUCUCCCAGGGCCAUGUCUUAGGGCGGGGACAACGGAGGUUGUUGGUCUCAGUAUCCGAUUGUAUAUGCAUUAUGCAACGUGUGUGUCAUGAGCGAGUUAAUACAUUCGAUAUGACUGUA
This is a messenger RNA of Amphibalanus amphitrite, 1437 nucleotides long. RefSeq names its product protein cereblon-like. The transcript is spliced from 6 exons. The coding region runs from base 126 to 665 and encodes 179 amino acids. The record is from RefSeq and is a predicted model, not a curated record. NCBI's taxonomy places the organism in Eukaryota, Metazoa, Arthropoda, Thecostraca, Balanomorpha, Balanidae.